AUGGUAGGGUAUGCAAGAAAGAAUAUCUGGUAUAUUGCUGUGGUUCUGAUCGGAUAUCCGUCCCUCGUGAACACGCCCAUUGGAGACAUUGAUGGUUCGUUCAAAGGAAACAAUACAGAGAAUGGUAUCAACUUAUGCACAGAAUCAAAAUACAAAAACAACAAACAGUUGGCAGUCGCGGUAUGUAAUGAUAAUUUUCCUCGUCAUGUUGUACAGAUAGAAUUCGACUAUUUCGACAUGGAAAACUCAGAUGACUGUAUCUUUGAUUCACUUAAUCUUUUGCUUUUGACAGGAGACAGAGAAGAAUGUUCCGGUAUAUGCAAAGACAACAUGGAAUGCAUUCAGGACAACACUGAAAAAUGUAUUCGAGGAAAAUAUUGUGAUAUAAAUACAUGCCAAAAUGGCGGAACAUGUAUCAAGAAUCGUUCUAACGAGAAAUGUUACUGUCUUAAAGGUUUCAAAGGAGACGACUGUUCACAAAGAGCUGGUGAAUUUCCGCAUAAUAUAAGAUUCAUCAGUGCACCCGUGGACCGAACGAUAAAGCGAGGUCAAGGUCACGUAGAAGAAUGUAAAGUUGAAGUUCAAUAUCGAGAGGAGGUAGAAUAUAAUUGGUCAUUAAAUGGAUCAUUAAUAGAUCCCUACAGUAAAAAGACAGGAUUUGGAACUCAUCCUGGUGGAAUAUUACAGAUUGAUGACUUCUCUAACGAAAUGGAGGGACAAUAUACAUGUGUCGCUACAACUUUGGUCGGAAAAGCAAAUCACACUUUUACGUAUACCAUUGCUGAGGAUUGUGACGUCAGAAUAUUCACAGGACCUCAGUCAGAGAUCAAGAACAUAAACGAAAUGACUUUACUUACGUGCCAUGUGGACCCUCGACCCAAAGAAGUUAGAUGGAAGAAAGACGGAGUUUACAUUGAUUUUCCCAAAGAUUAUAGAAUCAAGAAAAUGGCUAAUAAUAAUUUACUUAUCUCAAACGUUCAACUAUCGGACGAGGGAGUUUACCAGUGUGAGGCUGAAGACUACAACGGUUGCUAUAGUUACAAAGAGGGCAAACUACAGGUGGUAAAUUUGAAACCAUUGGAAAAAUGUAAGUUUAAUAAUUGCCUAAAGUAG
Molecule: messenger RNA, 1113 nt
Organism: Ruditapes philippinarum (Manila clam)
Lineage: Eukaryota; Metazoa; Mollusca; Bivalvia; Venerida; Veneridae
Exons: 9
Coding region: 1-1113 (370 amino acids)
Biological process (GO): dendrite self-avoidance; homophilic cell-cell adhesion; axon guidance
Cellular component (GO): plasma membrane; axon
Molecular function (GO): cell-cell adhesion mediator activity
Source: RefSeq, a predicted model, not a curated record